AUGUCGUCCCUCACGCCCGCCAAGAGGCCUUCGCAGGCCGGCGGCCUCAAGCCGCGCUUCGCCCGCCCGAACCCCGUCCGCGCCAUGCGUGAGCGCGAGGAGCGUCGCCAGGCCGCCGUCGCUGCCCAGCAGUCGCACACCUCGUCGGCCUCGGCCAACCGCAACGGCGCCGUCACAGCCCCCGCCCGCCAGCAGUGUCCCAACAAGGCCUGUCCCAAGCCCAACGUCGUCGACGGCACCUGCCAGACCUGCGGUCGUGUCGCCGACGACAGCAACAUUGUCGCUGAGGUGCAGUUCGGCGAGACGUCGUCGGGCGCCGCCAUUGUUCAGGGCUCCUUUGUCGGCGCCGACCAGGCCGGCGUCCGGAGCAUGGGCCCCGCCUUCAGGAGGGUCGGCGGCUCCGAGGACCGCGAGAAGAGCGUCCGCGAGGCCCGCGGCCUCAUGCAGGGCUACGCCCAGCAGCUCAGCGUCAGCGACAGCCUCGUCACCGCUGGCACCCAGGUCUUCAAGCUCGCCUCGAGCGCAAACUUUAUCCAGGGCCGCACCCUCGCCAGCGUCGCCGCCGUCUGCCUCUACGCCGCCUGCCGUGCCCAGCCCCCCUGCAAGGUCAUGCUCAUCGACCUUGCAGACCUCGUCCAGCUCAAUGUCUUCAAGCUUGGCCGCAUCUUCAAGAAGCUCAAUGAGGUGGUCCCCAUCGGCAACGACGGCCUUAUCCCCGUCUACCCCGAGGACCUCAUCUGGCGCUUCGCCACAAAGAUGGAGUUUCACCAGGACACGGCAAAGGUCGCAGAGGAUGCCGUCCGCCUCGUCAAGCGCAUGAGCCGCGACUGGAUGGUCAUGGGCCGCCGCCCCUCGGGUAUCUGCGGUGCCUGUCUGCUCAUGGCCGCCCGCAUGCACAACUUUCGCCGCACCGUCCGCGAGGUCGUCUACAUUGUCAAGGUCACCAACCACACCAUUCAGAACCGCCUUCAAGAGUUCAACUUUACCGAGUCCAGUAAAAUGUCCGUCGAGGACUUUCUCAAGCAGGACUUUCUUGAGAGCUCCCACGACCCCCCGGCCUUUUACCGCCAGUCGGAAGAGUAUCAGCAAAUGAUGGAGGACAAGUUGCGGAAGCGGAAGCGCAAAGCCGACGGCGAGGACAAUGACGGGGACAACGACGACGAGGGAGAGGGAGACGCGGGCCAGGAUGGUGCAAAAGACAAGGACGCCCAGCAGGCAACAGCACGCGACGAGGCUGAACCAGCCAAGCGCCAGCGAAGGGCCCCCGAACCCGGCGCAGACCUCUCCAAGGCUCCCGCAAUCAAGUUUCGACGCGACGCCGAUGGCUUCAUUAUCCCCCCGCUCCCGUCCCAGAUCCAACAAGACAGUCGCGACGCCGAGGCCGACAAGAAAGGAGAUGACAACGGCGAGGAGAGCCUGGAUCGCCUGGUCAGCGAGUUUGGCGAUGCCCUCGACGACGGGCUCGACGCACAUAGCGCCGAUAGAGGCAACCGUCCCGCCCCGCCCCAGCUCCCCAUCAAUGAAGAAUGGGAGCAGGACGAGCAGGAACUCGAGGGCCAGAUUGAGGAAAUGUUCAACGACCCCCUCACCUACGAGCACGCCCUCGCAUACUCAAACGCCGAGCAGCGGGCCAGGAUACACACGACCUGGGCUCUCAAGCAGAAGCCCCAAAAGGAAGUGUCCAUGUCGGCUGAUAUUGGAGAAGACGAGUUUGCGGACGACCUCGAGGUGCUCAACUGCCUGCUGUCGCCGGAAGAGGCCCGCAUCAAGGAGCUCAUCUGGGUCAACCAGAACAAGGACUGGCUGCGCAAGCACCAGGAAAAGGUGUUUCGGAGAAAGAUGGAGGCCGACCGCCCCAAGCAGACGCGCCGCAGACGAAAGCGGGCGAGGAUGGGCGAGGGACAGACGAGCCCGGCCAGCUCGGCGGCCGAGGCGGCCAUCAACGUGGCCAAGGACAGGGCGUGGUCCAAGAGGAUCAACUACGACGCCAUCCGCAGCAUCUUUGAGGUCCCCGACGCCAACGGCCUCGGCUCGGCGGCGACGAGCCGCAAGACCAGCGUGGCCGGCAGCACCCUCGGCGGCGCCGAUGACGACGAUGAAAACGAGGAGCCGGCCGAGGGUCAGCCGGAGGAGCAGGGGCAGGAUGACGAGGUAGAGCACGACUACGAGGAGCCAGAGUAUGGUGGAGGGGAAGAGUUUGGCGGGGGCGGAGGCGAGUUUGAAGGGGGAUACGAGGAUUACGAUAACCCCGAUAUGGAUGCCGAGUAUGGUCUCGACGACGAUUAG
Messenger RNA from Hirsutella rhossiliensis, 2286 nucleotides. Its product is annotated as transcription factor TFIIB repeat domain-containing protein. Gene Ontology annotation, biological process: transcription preinitiation complex assembly; DNA-templated transcription initiation; transcription by RNA polymerase III. Gene Ontology annotation, molecular function: RNA polymerase III general transcription initiation factor activity; RNA polymerase III type 3 promoter sequence-specific DNA binding; TBP-class protein binding. Bases 1 to 2286 code for a protein of 761 amino acids. The transcript has a single exon. Lineage: Eukaryota; Fungi; Ascomycota; Sordariomycetes; Hypocreales; Ophiocordycipitaceae. The record is from RefSeq and is a predicted model, not a curated record. Gene Ontology annotation, cellular component: transcription preinitiation complex; nucleus; transcription factor TFIIIB complex.